Molecule: messenger RNA, 2519 nt
Organism: Danio rerio (zebrafish)
Lineage: Eukaryota; Metazoa; Chordata; Actinopteri; Cypriniformes; Danionidae
Gene: phf23b
Product: PHD finger protein 23b
Cellular component (GO): nucleus; cytoplasm
Source: RefSeq, marked provisional
AAGGGGUUUCUGGAGUCAGUUGACAUCGUCGACUUUAGUGAGGCGCGCCGGAGGCGACACGCAGACGUAAUUACUUUGUGUUUUCACCACUUUCGUCGAAAAAGGAUAACAACGCCAACAUAGAGUCUACAUUACCAUCAUUCGCUGCAAAAUCAUGUUGGAUCCCUGGUUUUAUCGUUGGUUCUUUUUUGCUUGGUGGUCCGUUAGGGACUCGAGAUCCAGCGAUAUUCCAUCGGAUCUCUUUGUAAAAUCGUCGUUUAAGUGACUCCGAUGCCCAGCUAACUAGACUGUAGCUGGACAGCCGGGGCUUGCUGCGCCCAAGCCGGGCGAAGAGAUUGACGCUGCUCGGUGUCAUCCAACUGAAGAGGAUCGAGUUUAAGGCGACAAUGCUUGAAAUAAUGUCCGAGCACCAAGAUUCAUUACUGAAGUGCAAAGCAGAGACUCUGCCAUCAGAGAGAAGAAAGAGGACAGUGGAGGACUUCAACAAGUUUUGCAGUUUUGUUCUUGCCUAUGCCAAUUACAUCCCAUCUCAAAAGGAGGAAGGGCCAUGGUCUCCAGCAUCCUCCAGUUCUCCGAAUGGCUCUGGUGCUUCAGGUGAAGGCAGUGUUUUAGGUGGAGCAAGUUCAAACAUGUCUCCCAGCUGGAAUCACGGCACGUCGGACCUGCACACCAUCCACACCUUCGUCCACAAGGCCCGCGCCAAUAAGAGCAGCAAGAGCAUGAGGCGACUGUCACCUGAUGGCGCUUUAGAAGACAAUAUGUGCUUGAAAGACUCUUUUUACGAGAGCCAGGCAGCCAGCAAAGCCGAGCGCAAAAAGGACAAGAAGCUGAAGCGCCUUUCUCUGGGUUCGGGUGCAGGUGACAGCAGUAGCAGCGGCGGCGAGAAGCGUGCCAGAAUCAAGCACAGUAAAAACUCCAAACAGUCCAAAGCCUAUAAGAAGCUUAAGAGCUCGGCCCACAGCGAGUCAGACUCUGAGAACGGUUUGGGUCACAGAGAGGAGCGUUCCGAGCACAGACUACAGGUGCAGGUGAAGGAGGAGAAGAAUGAGGAGGAUGAGGAAGAGGCCAUCAGAGAGGCAGACAUGAGCUCCAGUGAAGGAGAGACCUGGAUAGCGGAUGAAGAUAUCAUGGUAGAGUCAGGGGACGAUUCGUGGGACUUGAUCACCUGUUAUUGCGGUAAACCUUUUGCAGGACGGCCCAUGAUUGAAUGUAGUCAGUGCAACGUUUGGGUGCACCUCUCUUGCGCCAAAAUCAAAAAGUCGAAUGUGCCCGACAUAUUUAAUUGCCACAAAUGCAGAGACUCACGACGCUCAAGUCAUAAAAAAGACUCUUAGGCGAGGGUCUUCAAUCCCUCAAAGAUCUGAAUGUUCCCAGUUCUCCAGUUUUCCCAUCGGACACUUUUUUUUUUCCUUUUUAAACAACAAUCCUUUAUUUUUAUUUUUUUGUCCUUUUCUGUUUUAGUUUUGCAGACUAGUCGACCCCUAGUCAAAGCUCUCCAUUUAUAGAUAGAAUUCACUGAGAAAUAACAUGUAAAGUGAUUCUCUUAUACCUUUAUUUUGGUAAUUGACAAGGAGCAGGGCGAAUGCAGUUUGGCUCAAAUUUGUUUUAAAUAUUUAGCUUGCAUAUUUGUGGCGCUAUUUUCCUUUAAUAAAGGUUAAUGAGGGCAAAGAUGAAUGCUAUAUCGGUUAUGUUGGUUAUUCAAAAGAGAAAAGGAAAUAUCUGUUUAUUAGAAAGUACACACAAUGUCCUGAUUUCGCCAAAGAGCUGCUAUGAGAGAUUGUGUUAUUGGAAAUGCAUCUUAGCAAACUGUCUAGAUGAUCGUUUUUUUUCAUUGAGAUAAAUGCAAUAUUUUAUAGACUAAUAGAGGUUGUGUGUUAAUCUAAAUGCCAUUUCCUCUUAUAUCAAAUUUGUCAAUCGCCCCCAGGGCUGGAGGAGUCAGUUAACGUAUAUUAGAUGAUCAAAUAUAAAGAGUGACCUAAGCAGGGAAUCGUUUCUGUUGCAAUCAUUAGCAAACAUUAAUUUCUUCUAAUUCUACUGGUGAUGUACAGUAUGUUAACCCAUGUACUUUGUCGAAAAAGCUAUCAAAACUGUUAAUUACUUGCACAACAUAGCGUUUUAUUUAAAUUUGUUUAGCUAUAACUGUUUAUUUGGAAGAUUUCAAUUGAAUAAGCGAAGGUUAAACUCCUGGAAUGGAAUGGUGGUGAUUAUUGCUUUUCAAGACGUGUUUGAAGCUCUGAGAACUGGUGAUUUAUUCAUUUACGCUACAAGCUCUUUCGUUUGAAUUAGUUUGGAGACUAUUGUUUUGGAUUUUUCUUUAUCUUUGUGGUUUAUUUGUGAAGCAAGGGGGAACGGAAAUCCCCUGAUCUCUCUUGUUUCGUGUUUCACUCUGUAAAUAUCACAGAUUUUGAGAAGUGUACAUAUGUGAAAGUAAAGAGAAGAGCAAAGCAAAUGGUAUAUUUUUUUGCAUCUGAUAUUGUUUUCUUGAACUACCUGGAGAAAUAAAUCUUUUCUUUAUUGGG